CGCAUUUAACACAUAACCAAAUUGCGCUUGGCAAGGGCAGGUAGGCCUAGUCAGGGGACCUGAUGAAAUCAACUGAUAUAGCAGCCUAUAUAAGUAUGGAUAGCAGCAGUCUUCAAUAGUACUGCAAAAAAUAUAUAUAUACGAUAUUGAACCUUUUAUAGUGCCGUAGUGGAACAGUUGAAUUGGAUUUACGUCGUUGGAAUAAGAAUCAUGAUUCCUCAGUCGAGCAGAGCUUUUCUCUUCAAGAUUGCUGGUUACUGGAAGCCGCUUUUCAAAGGCAGGUUUCUAAUUGUAACCAAUACUGUGAGCUGUGGGUGUAUGCUUGCCGCCGGCGACAUCAUUCAGCAAACCAGAGAGACACGGAGGGUCCCGGAGAAGGCACGUGACUGGACGCGAACAGGUUGCAUGUUUGCAGUGGGAUGCUCAAUGGGGCCCUUCAUGCACUACUGGUACCAGUGGCUGGAUAAGUUCUUUCUCGGCAACGCUUUACCUGCUGUCACCAAGAAAGUCCUCACUGAUCAGCUGAUUGCAUCACCGACCAUGGGAGCAUGGUAUUUCAUUGGUAUGGGAAAGAUGGAGGGCCAAAGUCUAUCUGAGGGGUUAGAGGAAUUCAAAGAAAAGUUCUGGGAGUUCUACAAGGCAGACUGGUGUGUUUGGCCCGCGGCACAGAUGAUCAACUUCUACUUCUUGCCUCCUAAGUUCCGUGUCCUCUAUGUCAAUGUCAUCACCCUGGGGUGGGACACCUACCUCUCCUACCUCAAACACCGAGACAAUGUUGAAGGAAACACUGCAUAUGUCACUGAGUUGAAUGAGCCAGAACUGGAAGUGUCAGGGUCAGCAACCAAACAGUUGAAAGAGAAGCUCUAACAUUGGAUUGGUGUCAUUUGAGAGCAUCGCCGGACUUGAAUUCGAUGUCAAUGUCACUGACCAUGACUAUGGCAACAUUCCGUAUGUGUGCCUUAAAAGCACUACCUAUUUAAACAGUUUUAUACUAAACUAUGGUGAAAAAUGUUGCGCCCAGACAAUGCAUACCACAUGUACUGUAUAGUGCAUGCAUUUUCCACUAUAGCCUAAAGCGUUGUCUGGUUGUUGUUGUAUUUAGUGUCUAGUUGAUUAGUAUACGAAGGCAAUGUCCCGGUCAUCAUCUCAGUUGCUAAUCUACCAACCUAUUAAUUACAUUUACAUUUAAGUCAUUUAGCAGACGCUCUUAUCCAGAGCGACUUACAAAUUGGUGCAUUCACCUUAUGACAUCCAGUGGAACAGCCACUUUACAAUAGUGCAUCUAAAUCUUUUAAGGGGGGGUGAGAAGGAUUACUUUAUCCUAUCCUAGGUAUUCCUUAAAGAGGUGGGGAGUUAAUGAGAGUGAGACUUGUUUCAGGUGUGCCACAGUUUACUUCUACUACUAUAAUGUAAUCUAUGUUGUUUACCCAGUCAACCCUGUUUAAGUAAUGACUGAUGUGCAGAAAGUUACACAUAUCAUUCUUGUGUAAUAGGCAUAGGCUAAUAUAUGUCUAGUAGGUGACAUGAAUUACUCCCCUUGUGAUAUUUAACGAUCCUAUCAUUUAUUUAUAGGAAUAGCUUUUUCGAGCAUCUUAAAAGAGUUAUAGAAUCUUGAUAAUCUUUUAUUUAAAUGAUGUCUUUUGAUAUCAACCAAUUUCUUUACUGGUAUGGUUUGGAUGUAUUAAUAUCUAAUAUUAUUUUUAAUAUGCCUGUAGAUUUCUUAGGUUUAUAUUGAGGUUGAAUAAAUGCCUUAUAAUACAGUAUGUCAAAUGAGUCAAUCCAAUACUGUAGCUGCAACUGAUCAAAGAUAAUUUUAAUCUCCAAACAAAAUGUAUGUUUAUAAUUGCAUUGUAACAACAUAAACUCCAGGGCCCAGAUUCACAAAACUUUCUUCAGAAGAAAUGUCUUAACUGCCAUUUAUUUCCUUAAGCAAAGUUGCUAUUUUCUCAAAAAGGUUAUUUGAAAUGUUAUUGCGUUAUUUCUUAUGUUUCUCCUUAAGCACAAAGUUAAGAAGAAAUUUGAUUAUUGAAAAUAAAGUUAUUGGAUUUGUUCUUGGAAAUGUUCUCAAUUUCAAGAUGGCUAAACCUUUGUCUAAAACGCUGGGCAGUAAAGAGACUAAGCUAAUGAAAGCAAUUGAACACGUGUAGCCCUUUUCUGCAGUCAUUGGACAAAUUGCCCUCUAGUGGCCUCAUAGGUGGAAUGUUAUUAAUAUUUUUUAUAAAUAUUUCAAAUGUAUUUUAAAAACGGGUGUUUCUAUGUCAAACGGAUUUGUUCCAUUUCAGUUAUCUGUCAUGUAAAUUAAGUUUAAUAUUGGGAUGCAAACUACAAAUGAAAUAUAUUUGAACUCUAUAUCUGA
This is a messenger RNA of Oncorhynchus keta (chum salmon), 2356 nucleotides long. RefSeq names its product MPV17 mitochondrial inner membrane protein like 2 (gene mpv17l2). Gene Ontology annotation, cellular component: membrane; cytoplasm. Gene Ontology annotation, biological process: mitochondrial ribosome assembly. The record is from RefSeq and is a predicted model, not a curated record. The transcript has 5 exons. Bases 211 to 867 code for a protein of 218 amino acids. NCBI's taxonomy places the organism in Eukaryota, Metazoa, Chordata, Actinopteri, Salmoniformes, Salmonidae.